Messenger RNA from Pyricularia oryzae 70-15, 1865 nucleotides. Its product is annotated as nonspecific lipid-transfer protein. Gene Ontology annotation, molecular function: acyltransferase activity, transferring groups other than amino-acyl groups. The transcript has a single exon. The record is from RefSeq and is a predicted model, not a curated record. Bases 335 to 1726 code for a protein of 463 amino acids. NCBI's taxonomy places the organism in Eukaryota, Fungi, Ascomycota, Sordariomycetes, Magnaporthales, Pyriculariaceae.
UUUUUUUUUUGGCUUCGGAUACCAAAACUACAGGGCCGAGGGAUGGGAUUUAUAAAACAGUCCGUCUCCGUUCGUAAUAUUUUGCUCAUGAGACGAGUUGGGGACCAUUUCGUACCAUAUUCUUUCCCCAUCAUAACCGGCUUGAUCCGUCGUGUAAAUUUGAUUCCCUGUUGUCAUUCAGUCCCUUGACCUCCAAGUAUCCAGCCGUCCCACACCCAGACCAUCAAUUGACGGGAAAGAAAAUCAGCGUAGUUUCUGUUAAACCCGCAGCAGGUUCACACCGUCGUCAAACAGUCGCAAAUCCUCAACACACAAACACACUCACAUUCCGGCCAUGGCUCCCGCAAAACCCAAGCAGCCGGCAUACGUGCUCGGCGUGGGCAUGACGCAGUUCAUCAAGCCUCGCGGCAAGGUCGACUACACGGAGCUGGGCUUCGAGGCCGGCGUCAAGGCCAUGCUGGACGCGCGCAUCAACUACGACGAGGUCGACCAAGGCGUCGCUUGCUACUGCUACGGCGACUCCACCUGUGGCCAGCGCGUCUUUUACCAGUUCGGCAUGACCCAGAUCCCCAUCGUCAACGUCAACAACAACUGCUCCACCGGCUCGACCGGCCUGGCCAUGGCCCGCCAGCUGGUCGGCCACGGCGCCGCCGAUUGUGUUCUAGUCAUCGGCUUCGAGAAGAUGAUGCCCGGCAGCCUGCAGACCUUCUUCCAGGACCGCGAGAACCCGACCGGCACCUCUGGCCUCAUGAUGGCCUCCACCCGCGGCUACGAGCCCAAGGUCCCCGGUGCCGCGCAGAUGUUUGGCAAUGCCGGUAGGGAGUAUAUGGAGAAGUACGGCGCCACGCUCGAGGACUUUGCCGAGAUCGGCCGCGUCAAUCACGAACAUUCGGCCCGCAACCCCUACAGCCAGUUCAAGGACCAGUACACCCUAGAGCAGGUCAUGAAGUCGCCCAUGAUCCACACCCCCCUGACCAAGCUGCAGUGCUGCCCGACCUCGGACGGCGGCGCCGCGGCCGUCGUCGUCUCACAGGCCUUCCUCGACGCCCGCCCGGAACUCAAGGCUAACGCCAUCAAGAUCGCCGGCCAGUGCAUGGCCACCGACGGACCGGAGCUCUUCUCCAAGUCCGCCAUCGACUUGGUCGGUUACGGAAUGGGCGCUCACGCCGGGCGCGUGGCGUGUGCCGAGGCGGGCGUCUCACCGCGUGACUGCCAGGUCUGUGAGCUGCACGACUGCUUCUCGGCCAACGAGAUGGUGACGCUCGACGCGCUGGGUCUGGCCGACAAGGGCAAGGCGCACGAGCUGGUACGCUCCGGCGGCAUCACGUACCCCGGCGGGCCGGGCCGCACCGUUGUCAACCCGUCGGGAGGGCUUAUUUCCAAGGGUCACCCGCUCGGCGCCACGGGGCUGGCGCAGUGCGCCGAGCUCGUCUGGCACCUCCGCGGCUGGGCGUCUAACCGCGCCGUCCCGGGUACCAAGAACGCGUUGCAGCACAAUCUCGGCCUGGGCGGCGCCGUCGUCGUCACGGUCUACCAGAGGGCGGAUGGCAAGGAGGCGCCCAAGCUUUCCGAGGAGGAGAUCAUCAAGGCCGCCGGCGUCGGCUACAACCCGGCAGUGCAGGCCAAGGGCUUCACGGCGGCGCAGGCAAAGGCCGUGAGGAGCAAGGAGAAGAGCAGCGAGUGGGCGUUGCAGGACACAUUGGACAAGGUCCAGGCCAGGUUUUAAAAGAAAGUGGGAAAGGUGGGGUAUGUGGUGUGUUGACGAGGCAAUGAGAUUGUAUAACGAUUUUGGUUACCUUUGAAUGCUAAAGCUUUUGGACUAAUCUAUGUUAUCCAUGCAUGUGAAAGCAGUGUGUCUAUCUCCU